Messenger RNA from Rhincodon typus (whale shark), 955 nucleotides. RefSeq names its product E3 ubiquitin-protein ligase HACE1-like. The transcript has 7 exons. Lineage: Eukaryota; Metazoa; Chordata; Chondrichthyes; Orectolobiformes; Rhincodontidae. The record is from RefSeq and is a predicted model, not a curated record. Gene Ontology annotation, molecular function: protein binding. Bases 314 to 955 code for a protein of 213 amino acids.
CCGCUUCCGGGUAUUCCCGACGGACCAAUUGGAUGCGCCGCUGAGCCGGAAGUGGUGUGGAAGAGGGUGACGGUUUAACGGCAAGGUGUUCGGAUCGCCCUUUGUAUGUUGGGAGGGAGGCGCGUGAGGGGUGAAAGCAAUCGAGGGCGAUGUGGGCGGCCGAAGGGCCAGGGCACGCGGACGGUCGGCAGCCUCGGUGGUGAAAGUAGGACGGAGUGGGAGGAAAGCGGAGAAGAGGAGGAGGGGGUCAGGCCGGGCUGGGCCUGUGCGCUGUCCUCAGUCCUCUUCCCCCGCUGACUAGCUGCGGCUCUCGAUGAUGGAACGGGCGAUGGAGCAGCUGAACCGACUGACCCGCUCCCUGAGGCGGGCGCGGACUGUGGAACUACCCGAAGAUAAUGAAACUGCAGUGUAUACGUUGAUGCCAAUGGUAAUGGCUGAUCAGCAUAGGUCUGUUUCAGAGUUGCUGACAAAUUCCAAGUUUGAUGUCAAUUACGCGUUUGGUCGUGUCAAGAGAAGCUUAUUGCAUAUAGCAGCAAAUUGUGGCUCUGUUGAAUGCCUUAUUCUACUACUGAAGAAAGGAGCAAAUCCAAAUUACCAGGACAUUUCUGGGUGUACACCCCUUCACUUAGCAGCGAGGAAUGGGCAGAAGAAAUGUAUGGGAAAACUGUUGGAGUAUAGUGCUGACGUGAACAUCUGCAACAAUGAAGGACUGACUGCGAUUCAUUGGUUGGCUGUAAAUGGACGCACUGAGCUUCUUCACGACCUGGUGCAACAUGUUACUAAUGUGGAUGUUGAAGAUGCAAUGGGUCAGACUGCUUUACAUGUAGCCUGUCAGAAUGGCCAUAAGACGACAGUACUUUGCCUUCUUGAAAGUGGUGCAGAUAUCAACCGGCCUAAUGUUUCUGGAGCUACCCCUUUGUACUUUGCUUGCAGGUAUUGUGGAUUGUCUUUUUGA